AUGUUUCCACGACGUGUUCUCUGUGGUAUACAACCUUCUAGUGUUCCACAUGUUGGAAAUUACCUAGGUGCUGUGAAGAAAUGGAUUGAUUUGCAGAAUAGUGGUGAUAAUUUAGUUGUCAUGUUAGCUGAUUUGCAUGCCGUGACUAUUCCGCGUGAACCUGAAGUGUUAAGGAAAUCGAUUUUAGAAACGGCAGCAUCAUUGCUAGCUUGUGGUAUUGAUCCGAAACGUAGUAUCAUCUAUCGACAAUCGCAACUUCCUCAUCAUACUGAAUUGAAUUGGUUGCUUAGUACAUUGACAACUGUUCAAAAAGUUGCUCAUAUUCCGACAUACAAAUCAAAAGUAAAAGAUGAUGCUCCAAUUCCAUUGGGUCUUUUUCUCUAUCCAGUUUUACAAUCUGCUGAUAUUCUUCUCUUCAAAACAACUCAUCUACCUGUUGGUGAAGAUCAAAUACCACAUUUACAACUGUGCACGUAUAUGAUCGAAAAAUUCUAUCAUUAUUACAAACAAAAUAUCUUUCCGGUGCCCGAAUUGCUAGCUACUGAAGCCAAUCGUAUUCGAAGUCUUCGUCGUCCUGACCAAAAGAUGUCGAAAUCGGAUUUUGAAGAACGCGCACGUAUUGAUAUUAUGGAUGAUGAAGAUGUCAUUCGUGAACGUGUUAUGAAAGCUUUAACAGAUUUUAAUUCUCAAAUUUCAUAUGACCGUCAACAGAGGCCUGGUGUGUCGAAUUUGAUUGAUAUCUUCGCUGGUAUAAGUGGCCAAUCAAUCGAAACCAUUGUGAAGGAAGCACAACGUGAUAAUUUAAACACGGGUGCAUUUAAAAAGCAACUUGCACAAUUAAUUAUCGAGCACUUUCGUCCCAAACGUUUAGAAUAUUUGAAAUUACUCGAUGAUCGGUCGCACCUAUUGAGCAUAUUAGAGAAUGGUCGUGAACGAGCACGAGAAAUAGCGGAUAAAACAUUGAAUGAAGUGAAAGAUGUUAUGGGACUUUAG
Molecule: messenger RNA, 993 nt
Organism: Adineta ricciae
Lineage: Eukaryota; Metazoa; Rotifera; Eurotatoria; Adinetida; Adinetidae
Source: the annotation of a GenBank genome assembly